CGGGCCGAGUCCUCCGCCGUCCCAGCAUCCCCUGCGCCCCGGACCAUCGAGAGCGACUUCCGGCGUCGCUGGUGGAGGUGGGUGAAGAAGGAGCGGGUCCUCUCCUUCUCGCUCUCGUUCCCUCGCUCGCUCGCUCUCUCUCUCUCUGUCGGGCAACAUGGCGGGCGUGGAGGAGGAGGAGGCAGCGUCCUUCGGGAGCCACCUGAACGGCGACGUCGACCCGGACGACCGGGAAGAGGGAACCUCCAGCACGGCCGAGGAAGCCGCCAAGAAGAAAAGACGGAAGAAGAAGAAGGGCAAAGGGGCUGUGUCAGCAGUGCAACAAGAACCUGAGAAAGAAUCAGGAGCCUCCGUAGAUGAGGUAGCAGGACAGCUGGAAAGACAAGCCUUGGACGAGAAAGAGCGGAUGAUGAUGAUGAAG
Molecule: messenger RNA, 421 nt
Organism: Onychomys torridus (southern grasshopper mouse)
Lineage: Eukaryota; Metazoa; Chordata; Mammalia; Rodentia; Cricetidae
Product: methionine aminopeptidase 2-like
Exons: 2
Source: RefSeq, a predicted model, not a curated record